Molecule: messenger RNA, 2499 nt
Organism: Pomacea canaliculata
Lineage: Eukaryota; Metazoa; Mollusca; Gastropoda; Architaenioglossa; Ampullariidae
Exons: 2
Coding region: 1159-2043 (294 amino acids)
Source: RefSeq, a predicted model, not a curated record
UAACACGUCACCGGCCGCACCUUGGAACAAAGUCAUGUCGCUACAUCAUUUCCCGGGACGUGGCCUGGGGGACAACAUUUUAAUGAGAAAAGGCGAAGAAAGUGAUUCUGAAUUUUGUCACUGGCUUCGGGGACUGGCGUGUUUAUAUCACAUAGAUGCUGGACCUCACAGAUUCCUUCUGGACUCCUUUUAAAACAAAGCGGUCAUUUAAUCAGCACAGUUUGUAAUUAUGGCUGCAGCUGAUUGUGUCGUUGAGCAAAGAACUAUUUCAUCAACAAGUCAAACUUUUGCUGACUUCCUGUUUCACGGCAAAGUUCAAACUUGCUUAUAAGUAGUAUUAACGAUAGAGAGUUAGCCGAUUCCUGCCAGAGCUGUAUCUAACUGAAAAGAACUGAAGAGCUUUUCGUGGUUGUGUGUAAUAUAGAAAUCGUCUAUAACUCAUGGAGUCGGCAAAUUCAGAUCGUUUGAACCUGCUGUGGAUGAUGUGAUUGGUGAAACUUCAACGUUUUUAAGCGUGUUGAGGUACUUUAUUUGAAAUCAUCUGCCAACCUAGGAUUUAAACCUUGAUUCAAAUUUGAGGUAGGGUGUAGGGGAAUCUUGAAUACAAGAGGCCAACGCUCCCCUCCCGAAGACUUGCAAGAGGUGUGUCACAAUGUUCUCCCCCAGCGUCAGUCAUUCUGUUACUGGCGGUACUCAGUGCCAGAGACAUAACGGAGGCCAAACCAAUGGAAGAUGUGAAUGAUGCACUAAUGACAUUCGAGCUAACGAUGUGGGUCAGCAGCGUGCACAGGAAGUCGUGGUUGCAUUUAAUGUCGCCGGAGACCAGGACACUUUACAAUCUGGACUUAACACAGAUGAGCAAGGAGAACAACAGCAGCAAUUGCAAUCUGUACAAAACCAUCCACGAGCUGACGAAGAAGCGAACCAUGUAUCAGGGGCCUCAGUCGACAGCAACGCCGCGGGGCACCAUGGGGAAUUUCAAGCUGGCGACGUGGAGGAGCUGGUUCACGGUCACAGAAACGUUCACACUGAUGCAUCAGCAACUGAAGUAGAACAUUCAGCAGGAGCCCCCCAGAUUCUGGCGGGCGACGUGGAAGUGCUGAUGCACGGCGCUGCUGACGUUCACGAGGGCGUCGGCGCCUCCAGUUCCAGUCCUGGAUGCUGACGUUCCUAAGGGCGAGUUCCAGGCCGGCGACGCGGAGGAAAUUGUUCACGGGGCGCGGCAUGUGCAUGACGGGAAUUCGAACGCCGCCAGCGUUGCCGUACGGGCCUGCCGACGUGGAGGAAAUCGUUCACGGGUCCGCCGCACUGCAUAACGUGCACGACCCCGCCGCGCGGCACGAGGCGGCCCGAACCGUUGCCUCGGCGGUGGACAUGGAAGCGCUGAUGGGAAGCAGCGGUUCGGACAGCAGGCGGAAAGGCAGCGGCGGUGUGCCGAGCGUGAUGGACGGGGAGCACAUGCUGCAUGGUGCGGGAGGACAUGACCACGACCUGCGGCAGCUGCAGUUUAUCAAAAGCAGGGAUGAGCAGGAGGAGGAGAACAAGAAGAGCGGCUGGCCAAAGACCCCUUUGAGAACGUCCACUCGCUGCUUAUGCACGGAGACAGGCACGGUGACGAGGACGAUGAUGCAAAUGUCCGACGAGGGAAGGAGAUCACCUAUAAGGAUAUCAUGGACCUGGGCUGGACGAGUCCUUGUUGAAGGGGGUGGAUCUCAAGCAGCUGUUGCAAAAGAACGUGCGGGAGUACGACGACUGGCAGCGGGACAAGACCUCGUUCAAGGGGGAGGUGCCGGAAGGGUCGUGGUGGGAGCAGAUUCAAGACCUGCGGAGGAGGUACCUGUCGGGCUCCACCGACAACAAGCCUCAGGAUCUGACAGGAGCGCGCUUGGACCCCGAAAGCCAGAAAUGGGUCGCCGGCAAAGGGGUGGGCGACGAAGGAGACGCCGAACAGGACGAGGACGACAUCCUUCAUCGGUUGGAAAUAUUAGGCAGCACUGCACCUCUGAAGGACCGCCACAAGCAAGCAAAAGACAAGCUGAUUGAAAAUGGCAGAGACCUUACUGACCUGUGACACAUAAAUGACCGGACAUUUACGUUUCACUGUUUCUAAUGUACAUCUUUAACCGAGUCACCAGCGGCUUUGUUACAAAUGUCAGAUCUCAUCGCAGCACUUUCAAUAUGUCCAGACUCGUGUUCUGUAUGAUUACUCCUGUCUAUUUUGAACUUCAUCGUUACGUUACUUUCGAUUUUUUGUUUGUUUGUUUGUUACUAAUUGCUGACAGAUAGGAAAGGACCAGAGAGAAGAGAAAAACAAGGUUGAAAGACUUUUUAUACUGACCUGUUGUCAUAGCAAAAUGUAUGAUCAUGGAGAAAUGUUGAAUUCAGACCAUGUUUUAAAAUUCGUGUAUGCACACACACACACACACGGUUGUGCCUUUGCAGAUGUGAGUGCAAUGUAAGAGUCACGUAUAAUGAUUAAAUAUUUUGUUUAAAUAGUAA